Salvia miltiorrhiza (redroot sage) is the source of this 1577-nucleotide messenger RNA. RefSeq names its product agamous-like MADS-box protein AGL11. Bases 660 to 1334 code for a protein of 224 amino acids. Lineage: Eukaryota; Viridiplantae; Streptophyta; Magnoliopsida; Lamiales; Lamiaceae. The record is from RefSeq and is a predicted model, not a curated record. Gene Ontology annotation, biological process: positive regulation of transcription by RNA polymerase II. Gene Ontology annotation, molecular function: RNA polymerase II cis-regulatory region sequence-specific DNA binding; DNA-binding transcription factor activity, RNA polymerase II-specific; protein dimerization activity. Gene Ontology annotation, cellular component: nucleus. The transcript has 8 exons.
ACAUAUAUUUCCUCUCCAUGCAUUUGGCACAGUUCCAAAUGUUUUUUAAUUUUUUUUUCUCCUAGCUAAUUUAGCAUUCUCUCAGAUAGAUCUGCAGCUGAAUCUAAAUAAAUCAUGUUAUCUUUGCAUUAAAAACUGUGGUUUAAUUUUUCUUCCACUUUUUUUUUCUCUAGCUAGAGUUAAUCUCUUUCUUGGGGAACUGAUUUGAAUAAUUUGUGACGAUGAGUGAUGUUUGCUAGAAGAGUUUUGAAUUGAUUGUUUUUUCGAGCUCCUUGUAUUUUCGUGUGUUUUUUGUUCGUGAACUUUUUCGGACAACGCUUUAGAGAGCUAGAUUUACUGUUUUAUUACGAAAUUACUUGGCAACAUGUUUUUGUUUGUGUCUGAAAGGAGAAAUCAGUUCAUCCUUGGAGCAACCUAACUGUGUUGUGACCUAUAUAUACCUAAGAUUUUUCUCAAAAGUGUUGUGGUUAUAGGACAAGCUAGAUCUGAUGAUUAGUUUAUGUUCCGAUCUCCCCUUAAAAUUGCAAGCUCUUCAAUCAUAUGUAGUCAUGAACAAAGCACGUGUGAUCAAUUUCCUCCAACUAAGAUUUAAUUUGAGGAUUUUAAUUUUACAAGAUGUUUUUUUCCCUUGAAUUCUGGGGAGCUAGGGUUCUUCAGAGAUGGGAAGGGGCAAGAUCGAGAUAAAGAGGAUCGAGAACAACACGAAUCGACAGGUGACCUUCUGCAAGCGCAGGAAUGGAUUAUUGAAGAAGGCUUAUGAACUCUCCAUUCUCUGCGAUGCAGAAGUUGCUCUCAUCGUCUUCUCCAGCCGCGGCCGCGUCUAUGAAUAUGCCAACAACAACAUUAGAUCAACUAUUGAGAGAUACAAGAAAUCAACUACAGAUAGCUCAAAUGCUUGCACCACUCAAGAAAUCAAUGCCCAAUUUUACCAACAAGAGUCCAAGAAGCUGCGUCAGCAAAUACAGAUGCUCCAGAACUCCAACAGGCAUCUUAUGGGUGAAGGGUUGAGCUCUCUAAAUGUGAAAGAGUUGAAGCAGCUGGAGAGCAGGCUUGAGAGAGGCAUCACUAGAAUCAGGGGCAAGAAGCAUGAACUAAUCCUUGCUGAAACCGAGUGUCUGCAGAAAAGGGAAGCUCAGCUCGAGCAGGAAAAUGCCUGCCUCAGAGCCAAGAUUCAAGAAAAUGAGAAGCUUCAGCAACUGAGCAUGAUGCCAUCUGGGCAAGACUUUGCCUUUCAGGCAUACUAUGCAAGAAAUAUGCUCCAACUUAACAUGAUGGAGAGUGCAACUGUUUAUGCAGCACCUUCAGACAAGAAAACCGUCCAUCUUGGGUAUUAAUUAAGUGACAUUCUGAAAGAUUAAUCAUGCAAAUCUGAGGCUGACAGCAAGUUGGGUGAGAAAAAGGAACAAAAAACUUACUAUUUCCAAGUGUUUAAUUCGAUCUAAUAUAACUAAUAGUGCCGUUUGUGGCUAUUUCAAGUGUUUAUCGCAAGACAUGAAUCCACUGAUUUAUGUUGUGUUUGUGGUCGGUUCUAUCUUGAUCAAUGCAUAUUAUCCUAUAUAAAUCAAAGAAUAUGCUUA